AUGAAUCUGAAUGGGGCUGGCUCUCGGCCCAAAAAGCAGGCCAAGGUCCAGUUCCUCUUCCCUAGGUCCAAGGGGAAUCAGCACUGCGCGGGCAUCAAUGCCCUCGCGCUCUGUGAUGACACCCAUAGCCUGUGGACUGCAUCCAGGGAUGGGUGCCUCAUCCGGUGGAGCCAGGAGACGGCUGCCCCAACCCUCGCUUGCAAGGGCCACACCGACUGGGUGAAUGACCUGGCCCUCCUGCCGGGUGCCGCACUGGCGUCGGUGUCGGCGGAUCGCACGCUGCGCCUGUGGCGGUGCGACGAAGGGACAGCUGGAGUGUGUGCCGGGAUGGUCUCGGCACACGAUGAUUACAUAACCUCGCUGGCCUGCUCCGUCAGCGCCGGCGUCCUCGUCAGUGCCGGGCUGCGCGGGGGCCUGGUGCGCUGGGACCUGGAGCGCCUGAUGGCCUCCUCCCUCAGCCAGCCUGCGCCCUACGACGCCCUGCCAUGCCCCGGCGUGCCCCCGCCCAGCUUCUACGCUCUGGCCUUGGACGCCGGCGCCGGCCUGGCGGCGGCCGGUCAGGCCGACGGCGGCAUUCGCCUGCUGGACCCCCGCGCCGGCCCGGCCACGCUGCGCGCGCUGCGCGGGCACACCGACGUCGUGCGCGGCCUGCUGCUCUCACGCGACGGCCGGCGACUGGUCAGCGCCUCCUCGGACGGCACGCUGCGCGUCUGGGACGUGGCCGGCGGCGGGCGGUGCUGCGGCACCUGGGCGCCGCAUGCGGGGUCGGUGUGGAGCCUGGCCUCCCGCUACGCCGACCUGGCCAGCGUGCACACCGGCGGGCGGGACGGCAGCGUGUACCGCACCGACACCGCCGGCGGCUGGACCCGGCGCCUCUGCGCGCUGGGCGCCCCCGUCUCGGCGCUCGCGGUUGGCGAGCGGGGCACCUUCUGGACGGCUUCCUCUCUGCCGCCUGGCUUCCAGGCCCCGCCCUCCGCCGCCGUGCGCGCUCGGCUACGCUUCGACCCCGACGCUCCUGCCACAAUCCUGUCCGAAGGGCGGGACGCCGGCGGCGACGGCCGCGGCGACUGCUCCCACCCGCCCGCGCUGUGCGACGCGGCGCUGGCCUGGACGGCAGGGGUGGCCCCGCUGACGGCGGCGGCCGUCACCACGGACCGGCUGCGGGUGCUGACGCGGGACGCGGAGGGCGCGGUCGAACUGUGGGACGUGGGGCGCGGGCGCGUGACGCGGCACUGGGAGGCGUCGGGCGCCGAGGGUGUCGGGAAUGGUUCCGCGCCCCCCGGCGCGGCCGCAUUCCAGGCGGCGCGGCGCGAGCUGUUCGACCCCACGCACAGCGUGGGCGCCUGGUUCUCAGCCGACCUGCGCCUGGGCAGCCUGGGCGGCGUGCUGGACCCCGGCGCCGCCUUUGGCGUGGAGGCCUACGCGCGGGAGCUGGGCGCGCACGCCGCGCCCGCCGACGCCAAGGCCAGCUGCGGCGCGCUCAUGCUGUCCGCGCUGUUUGGCGCCUGGGCGGCUGCGGGGGGGGGUGGCGGGGAGGCUGGUGCUGAAACGUCGGUCGAGGACGCGCCGCAAGGAGGGGAGGCGUCGCCCGGAUCUGUGGGCGAGGGCUCAGCACCUGGAUCGGCCGCGGAGCCGGGCCCGUCCGCCUCAGAAACGGUCACCACCGCGCCUGGUCCGCAGUCCACACCCCUCACGGGCCAGGGCCGGCAGGCGGUGGCCGCGCUGGGGCAAGGCGUCGCACCCUCCGCGACCUCGGCCAGCUUCUCGCUGGACGCCGAGGCGGCGGAGGUCCUGCUGCUGGGCGACGCGCCGUGGCGCGGCAGCCUGGCUGAGCUGGCAGCGCGGGGCGGCGAGGCGGAGGCCCUGAGCCCCGUGCCCGCCUGGGUCAGGAGCGUGGUGCUGGAUGGCCAGGUCCCCGUCAGCCGCGACCUGAAGCUGGUCUUUACUCUGCUGCCCCUGGAGGGCUCCGGGCUGCCGUCGCUGCUGCAGAGCCGGCUGCAUGCACCCAGGGUGCUCACCGUGGACAAGGUGGUGGAGUACGUGGGCCGCCGGCUGCGCGACGCGGGCUUGUCCCCGGGGGAGGCCCCCCUGUUCUACAACACGCGCGCCGCUGCGGCCUGGGAGGCGGGCAGGGCCGCGCAGACCCCGGCGGGCGCCGUGCCACGGCCCAACGGCCGUGCGAGCCCCGUGGAGGGCAGGCCGCCGCCCGCUGGGGCCCCCGCCGGCCCGGACCUGGUGCUCACCUGCGGCGGCACGGCGGUGCCCUGGGACUUCAGCCUGGCCGCCGUGCGGCAGUGGAUCUGGAAGCGCUCCGAUGACCUGGUCGUGCAUUAUGCCCUGCAGCCGCGGGGCACCGAGCUCGUCCUGCCCAGCAUCCCCCUGCCCCCCAUCGACACCUGA
Auxenochlorella protothecoides is the source of this 2400-nucleotide messenger RNA. RefSeq names its product WD repeat-containing protein 48. Gene Ontology annotation, molecular function: histone binding. Gene Ontology annotation, cellular component: Set1C/COMPASS complex. The transcript has 6 exons. The coding region runs from base 1 to 2400 and encodes 799 amino acids. The record is from RefSeq and is a predicted model, not a curated record. Lineage: Eukaryota; Viridiplantae; Chlorophyta; Trebouxiophyceae; Chlorellales; Chlorellaceae.